GUUUAUUCCUGGUAGAAAGCGGACAGCAGGAUUUAUUUAUUUACUGCAUCAGCUGUUUAUUUGAAUCGUUUGUAGUGUAAACUCAAUACAAAAUGCCAUUUAUUUCCAAAGAUUGGCGAUCCCCGGGAGAGGCCUGGGUCAAAACCGAGGAAGGAUGGGAAAAGAAAAAGGUGUUAGAAAACUGCAAGGCCCUGCAAAAGGUGUCCAGAAAUGAUAGCUCGGAAGAAGAAAGUGAUUCAGACACUGCCAUCCAACCUCAUUGUCACAUUACAAUAAAAUGUACUAAAGAAAUUGCGGGUUUUAACGAAUUAGACGAAGCAGUGAAACGGUUAGAUUUUAGAAGUGCCGUUAGAGACGUCCGUAGAUUUAAUUAUAUUUGUGCUCUAUUGGAAUUACUGAUCGGCCAACAGAUGACAGCUCUCUCUGGGUGUUCCCAAAAAGUCCUUCUUGCUAUGUUGGAGGAGGUCGCUAGUCAUGCCACUACCAGCCAGCAUAAUCCUAGAGGUUUAAGACAAUUGCUCACCAAUCUGAGAGCCUUGAGGACUGCCGAACGGGAUGCCUGUUGGGGAGGAACCUUGGGAUCCCAAGUGCUGUGGCACCAGCACGCUACCAAAAUAGAAAGGAUAUUAAAUAUGGCAGCCGAAAUGCAGAUCCGAGAGCCUAAUCCAAAUAGCAUGCCUAAAUUAAUGCAACUGCCAGAGGAGUGCAUUAGGGAAAUUAUUUUAAGGUUAUCCGACCAUAAGGAUUUAGUAGCCAGCGCCGAGUCGUGCGAACAGAUGGCAGCUAUAGUAAGCGAACAAAGAAUUUGGAGAGAACUGACCAAAUUCCAUUUCGUCCCUCAGCAAAUAGAUCUUGUCUUAUCCAAAGACAAUAGCAAAAUUGACUGGAAAGAAGUCUACCAUUCGCUGAAAAAGACCUUCGGAAUCAACGAAGAACGCCAAUACGCCGAAAUGCUGUCCUUGUGCCGAUACUGCCGCUGUCUCUUCUGGAGAUCUUUGGGUCAUCCCUGUAUCGCUGAUCAAUGUCCCGAAUUCCGAGCUCGUAUCCAGGAAGCGGGCGGCGUCAGUGCCCCUGCCCCCGUCCCCCCCUCGGCGUUUCUUAAAUUCUUCUCCCUGUAGAGUCGCCUUUCUCUUCCCCCUCUUACCGACCGAUUCGUUUGGACAUUCUCUGAAAUUCACGAACCGCUGCUAAUAACUAUUAAUGUGCAUCGAUUAUUGCAUUUAACAAAAGUACUGUUUUGUUUUUAGGGGUUUAUACGUAUAUAUCUUCACUCGCGACAAAUCUACAUCACUAUGAAUGUGAACGUAGGACAAUGACCUCAUAAUAUUUGUUGUUCCGUCAGAAUUUGGUGGUAUUAUGAGGUUCAAUAGCGCUUUGGAUCUCUUUUAACGCAAAAGUUAGUAGUCUGAAGGCUCAAUAUACGACCAUGCUCUGAGUAUCACUCCACAGAGAUAAUCGAAAGCUCGAACUCUUCAAAUCUAACGUUGUCCAAACCGAAAUCAGGGCAAACAACGGUUUGGAGGUCGUACUUGUAUUGUAUAUGGUCUAAGAGCUAGCAACGUUUUCGAGAAAUCAUUUUAAGACGGCUGAUUCUUUCAUAUAUUGUUCCCUAUGCUUCCUCGAACACCGUACCGAUCAUCUGGCUGCUGAUAUAGGUUGCGUUCAUUACUGCGCAGCACACCUAUACAGGUAAAUACAAAAUCAGGGUGAUUGAUUAGUGUGAUAAAGCUUAGUAGAUCCGCUAUAGUAAUAGAUAGCAAUAAAAGUUAAUAACAAAAAUUAUAGCUAACUUUGCGCUUCACAUUACGAAAUUGGUUAGAUUGUUACAGGGUGUUCGAUAACAUAGUGGCAGACCAAACUUUUGUUUUUUUAAAUGGAACACCCCAUAUUUUAUUUUAUAUUUGAAAUCCUGUUAACUUCUCCAUCACCAAAAUAUAACGGUUUGUUAUAUUAUACAGGGUAUUUACAAAGUUAUAACCAAUGUUCUAUGAAAAUUGUAAUAAGCUCAACUCCCUGUAUAAAUAAAAAUAAGCAUAACAGCAAUGGUUAUUGGUGCCAUAUUUUUUUGUUGAUUGUCAAAAUUUAUAAAAAUGGUUGAUAUUGCUCAUUUUCUUUAUAUCGAAUACAGGGUGAGUCAAAACGCAAGUACAUUAUUUUUACAGUAAUUUUAAAUAGAACACCCUAAUUAAUAACUUGCUCUAAAAAAUGAAAAUAUCUCGAAAACUGACAAAUUUAGGCAUAGGGAAUAUUAUACAAAAAUUAAAGUACGGUAAUGAUAUUUUUCGAUAGCAAUAUAAAAUACAGGGUGUUCCAUUUAAAAUUUCUGAGAAAAGAAUGUAAUUGCGUUUUGACUCACCCUGUAUUCGAUAUAAGGAAAAUUAGCAAUAUCAACAAUUCUUAAAAAUUUUCACAAUCAACAAAAAAAUAUGGCACCAAUAAACCAUCGCUUAUGUGCUUUUUUUAUUUAUACAGGGAGCUGAACUUGUUACGAUUUUCAUAAAAAAUUGGUUAUAACUUUGUAAAAGCCCUAUAUAACAUAACAAACCUUUAUAUUUUUGUGAUGGGGAAGUUAAGAGGAUUUUGAAUAUAAAAUAAAAUAUAGGGUGUUCCAUUAAAAAAAAACAUAAGUUUGGUAUGCCACUAUGUUAUCGAACACCCUGUAACAUUCUAACUAAUUUCGUAAUGUGAAGCUGAAAGUUGGCCACAAUUUUUAUUAUUAAUUUUUUUGCUAUCUAUUACUAUAUCGGAGCUACUGAGCUUUAUCACACUCAUCAAUCACCCUGUAUAUUGAAUUUAAAUUAUUUUAGGACGAAAAAUUUUUUUGUCAUUACUUUUUAAACCACAGAAAUGUCUGGCAAUUACAGUUCAUAUUUCUAAUAAUGUUUACAAAGUAAUGCCAAAAAAAAUAUUCGUCUUACAAUAAUUUUAAAUUCGAUAUGUUUACCUGUACAAAUGUGCUGCGCAGUAAUGAACGCAACCUGUACCAGUAGCCAGAUGGCCGGUACGGUGUUCAAGGAAGCAAGGGAACACUAUAUGAAAGAAUCAGCCGUCUUAAAAUGAUUUUUUUUCCGACGUUGCUCUUGGUCCAAUAUGUAUUACAAAUAAUGAAGUUUUCAUUCCUAGGUUCACACGUUCGAGAAAUAAUUUAAAAUCAAUGUUUUUACAACCCCUCAAACUCAUAAGAGCAAAACGUAUUUUUGAAUUAAUAUUUUUUAUAUUAAAAUAGGACGUUUUAAUACUAAGUAUUAAUAAUCUUAGUUUUUAAGUUUUAAUAAUGAUUUGAAGCUGCUUUAUAACACUGUCAAAUGUCAUAUCAGUUGACCCAUUCAUUCAUCUGCGAUAUUUUCCUAACAAACCAAAGAAAUGUGCACUAGACUGAUCAAUAUCAAUUUGUGGUGCUGACACUUUUUUACUAUAUAUUUUUUAGACGUUAUUUUAAAGAUAGAACGAAACGAUAUCUAGGGUUGAUAACAUCCUCAUAAACAAAAUACAAUCACGUAAACAUUUGGUAUAUUUGUUACCAAAAUACAUUUGUUACAUGAAUUGGAGCUCUGGCCUCAUAACUACUCAUAAAUUUCUCAAUUAAGACUGUAUCUAACUCAUAGCCAUGCAUUCUUGAUAUUGUCGGAUAUUGUUUACCAGCUCCUACGCAUGCGUUGUAGAGUAAUUGUAUUUAACUCAUAAGGUUUGUUCCGACUCGAUACAAAACCGUUCUUGAAUAAUUACGCUCAUGCGCAAUAACGAAUACUUAUGCGCAGUAACAUAUUUUUUGUUACUGCGCAUACUCAUAACCGUUCAAGAACGGUUUUGUAUCGAGUUGGAACAAACCUAUAGUCAUGCCAUCACAAAAUUAUUUAUAUGGUUCUGCGCAUGCGUGAUAUGGUUAUUAAGAGUUUAAUUAUUUUCUUAAUAAAAAUAUCGUAUCAACUGGUUGGCAAUUUAUCAGUGUUGCAUUAGCUAGAGAAUAUUAUAAUAUUUUCUGAAUUUGGAUAUGAGAUGAAGUGCCAACAUUUUUCAGUAACCCAAAAGUCUUAAUAAUUGAUAACAAUUUAGAUACUACGAUUAGUUAAUGGGUCGUCGUGACCAUUUUUUAUAUUCUAGAUGGUACAAUUGUUUUGUGGUACCACAGACACGAGUUACGAUGGCAAAGCUUAUUUUGACUGUAUUUUUUUGAGUUUUAGUAAUCUUUGAUGACCAAAUAAUUUAAGGUUUGUUUAGCAGUAAAUGGUUGACUUCAAUUAGUGCGGUCGUAAAUAUUAUUAAACUUAUCUGACUUGGCCCAUUGUAAGACCGGUCCGGAGCGAUAAGCAAACGAGGUAGACAGAGUUGGUCUUUUGACAAUUGAUACUGACUAGACGGUACUCCUAUAAUAAAGCAAAGGAUCCACAAAAUUUACAAUAGUUACGACGACAAAAACAAAAAAACGGGUGUAAAAUAUUGCUUUGCCUUAUAUACCUGAAAUUAAUGUUUUCAAAUGAGUUUUAAAAUAAAUUAAAUCUAUUUUAAUUGCUAAGAUUAUAGAAAAACAAACAUUCAAACAUACUUAAAUUUUACCUGAAACCGGGCCUUUUAUAUUAUUAUCGGUUAACCCAGGAUGUUUAUAGUCGGUACUAUUGAAGUCAACCAUUUACUGCUAAACAAACUUUAACUAUAUAAAAAUCUUGGUCCAAAGGUUGAUUGUGCGUUUUAAAUUUUAGUACUUUUUACUACUAAAAUCACUCGAUUCGAGUUGGUUCUAAACACUAAAGGUAGGUACAUGGUUUACAAACAAGAAAUAAUAAAACAAAGCAGCGAAUGAAAUAUUUCCCCCAAUAAUUAUUCAAAAAUCCUACAAAAUUGACUGGAAUAUGAAAAUAAUAACUCAUAACAAUUCUAGUUAGCUAAUAUCGGACAAAAGACGAUUCAGAGUCUGUUGAAUCAUCUACAAAUCAAUCUGCAUUAGAGGAAUUACUCACAGAAUGACCUGUGAAGAUCUUCCAACGUAGUAAUCACGUAAAUAAAUCUUUCUACAAUAAUACCAAUACUGAGCGUAACUGAAGUAGUUAUUUUCAGUCCAAUGUUAAAUGUUUCUACCCAUAUCAAGGAUGCAAGUUAUAACAACCUGCAAUUGCCAUACAAUUGAUGAACAUGUGGAUAUAUUUAGCUACAAAUACUCCUAUCUAGACAAUUUGUGACAAUAAAAAGAGAUAGGGUGGGUGAAAACUCAAACAAAUCUACCCCCACUGAAACAAUUGCAUAUAGCGAAACUUUAUAAAAUUUUCCCGUAAACAAAUAUGUUUACAAUAAUAUUAUUGUUUAGUACCUACUAACUUUAUUAACUGAUCUCCUUAAUAUAGCUGCAAUUUACUGUCCAAUAUUUAACAUUGCAUCCAUAUCAUUCGCAAAUGAUAUAAAAUCGACGAGAAUAUAGAAAUAUGUAUAGAGCCCCAGAAACUUCAUCUAGUGAACAAGAACAACUGAUGAAAAGGGGUAGAAGUGGGUGGAAAGACCAUCAAAACAUGUACAUUAGUAAAAUUUCAGACUUUUAUGAGAUAUUUAGACCACAUUCACAACAGAGAUUGAAAAAAUUAUCAAAGAAGGAAAAAUAGAAAAUCAGAGACCUAAAUGAAGAUCACCACCACGUUGAACAAGACCAAUGUUGAACAGUUUGAACUGAACACACGUUUCAACUGAACCAAAUUAACAAUUACCAUCAGUUAAUUCUUAUUCUAUCUCCAAAGACCAACAUGAAUUAAUGCACUAUUUUUAUAUUAUUAUUAUAACUAUUUGGAUAUAACGUUUAUUAAUAACCAUGCACCAGUGUAUCUUUGAUAACCCAGUUACUAUUUACUAUUUUUAUUGGUUAAUCUGAUAUGACAAUUGACAGGUGACGUUUGACAAGUGACAGUUAAUAGAUAAUAGACGUUACUCGAAGGGCAGCUAUUACCAUAUUCUGGUAUUUUUUUAUGUUAUUUUAGACAUUGCAAUGGUGGGAGACACUUAUUAUUUGACUGAGUUUUUAUACAUUGAACUACCUACAUUAAAUAUAUAUCAUAACAUAGUUGUAGUCGUAAUGUUAAGGAGCAAUUGAUAACCAUUCACCAAUUAAAAAAUACCCUAUAGCCGUUGACCACUAAAAAUUAUCCUAUUCCUAAGCUUGAUGAGCAUUCACCUACCUACAUGUGUGUCAUCACUUUAGUUAAGUUUAACCUGUGAUUAUACAGCUACUAAAAUGGUAUAACUGCAUUUUAUCAGGACAGACAUAAGUAAUUGGUGACUAUUAGGCAUCCAUCUUGAACAUUUCUAUUGAGAAUGCUGAUGUACUAAUUAAAUUCGUAUUACACCUUUUUUAAACUUUAUUUUUUUUUAUUAGAAAUAACCCGCAUCAACCAUAAAAGGUUAUUAGCGGUGGUACAAUGAUACAUAUUAAUUUGAUACAAAAUAUAAACUAUUUUACAAAGUUUUUUUUACAGAGUUUUUACAGUUUGAUUUUAAUUUAUGGUUGUUCUGAAACGUAGCACUCAUAUUUGGUUAUAUAAUUUAGUUUCCUUUAAAAACCUAAUGAUUUUGUCACAAUCCGCACUGUUUAACGCACACUAUAUAUCACAUGGUAGUCCAGUAGCUUGUCUUUGCAGAUGAUAUGAUGGACAGUCUAUAACAAUGUGACCUACAGUUAUAUUGACGUCACAGGCGUAGCAUAUUUAUUGUUUUUUUAAUUGAGGUUUUCUCGGGAAACAUCUGUAUCUUCGGAGUUAUCACCUUAAGUUUGAUCUAGAUUUAGUUGACGACGUAGCUUCUUCCUUAUUCGUGUAAUUCUAGAUUUAAUGCGUCUGUCUUCGAGUUUGGGGUAGAUUUCUGUUAGCAUUGCCAAUAGUCCUGUUAUGUUUUUCGUGUAUUCUUGUGCGAUACUUAAUGGAUUGGGGGAACCGUGUGCAUCAUCCAGAAAGCUGACUAUCUCUGUAUAGUUUAAUUCAAACAGGGUUGAAGCUUUAUCAAUAAAUUCCUUUGCAGGUUGGAUAAGUGAUUCAGUAGAAACUGUUUCUCCAGUUUUUGUAUCAGAUUUAGUGACUCUUGGCUUUUUUGUUGAUCUUGCUUUAGGUUUUGUAAAAUCUAUUUCUGUGCUUUCUACCGGUGGUGUAUCAAGUGGAGACGAUAUUUCAGAAUGAGAACGUUUUGGGAUAGUAAUUUCUGUAGGGAGUUCUUGGGAGUCCAUUACUUCACCAGUGUUUUCUGUUUGAUUCUGGACAGAGUGAUUUUGUCUUCAGCUGUUGCAUUACAGGAAGAAAUAGAGUCUUGGUCAGUUUGGGAUGUAGGUAUAGACGGAUUUGACUGGAUGGCCGUAUAGGUACAUGUUGAGGCGAUAUGACCAGAUUGAUGACAGAGAUAGCAAGUGAGUCCAUCAGAAAGAAAGAUUCGGUAAGAUGUAUUAUCGAAGUCAAUGAGAAUUGAUUCAGGAAUAACAAGAUUGUCGGCAGGUGUAUAGUCCACCUGCCUUAAUACGUGACUAUAUUGAGGAUCUUGAAUUCCCGCUCUUAAGAAAGACAUCGGUGAAAGAAGAUGAAAGCCCUUCUCGGCAAGAUAUUUUUCGAGGAUGUGAUGAGGAAUAGACGGACAGACACUAGAUAGCAGUAACCUAUUUGCAGGAGUGACUAGUCUUCUUGCUCUGAUAACAUUAUCUCCUAUUUUUAUACCUCCGUAGUCUUAAAAAAGUUUCAACAACUUCUUUGCUGGAAAGGUAGAUGCAGAUUCUGCCCUUAGAAAUUCGUGAUGAAAAAAGUACAUUUUUGGGUUGUACUAGUGAUCCUAUUGCUGUAACGUAGUCUUCUAAUUUUAGGGUGUCUACUGCUGGGAUAAUAACUGCUUGUAGUUUCAUGAAAGAUUUUGAUGAAACCGUAAAUAUAUUGAUAAAAGUAAUUACGGCAAUCAAAUCACAACUAAUAACUAAACUACUGGUUAUGUUUCUUAUAAUUAAUUUAAAAAUUUACUAUGGUAAGCGAUGAAAAACUUCGAGAGUAAAUUUAGGUGUACUUAAUCAACUAGGUUCAGGAUCGCACCCUUAAACUUUAUUAUUUUAUAAAUUUAUAGAUUUUAAAGACUCUGCUGUGUAUUUCAAUAAUCUUAGUUUAUGCUGCAGUUGAACGUGUGUUGAAAUUCCCUUCUUUCUGCCAUACAAACAUUGUACAAUGUACAAUUACACACAUCAGAAUGGGCUAGGGGACAAAGUAAUCAAAGACUGAUUAAAUGAUCAUUUGAUAAUUUAUUUGGAAACAAAUAUUUUUUUGAACAAAUCUGGACGUUGCCUAACCAUAAAUUAUGAAUAACACAACAACCGGUCGUUGUCUACAGAAGGUUUAAAAAAUUGAAAAAAAAAUAAACAAAAAUUUUCAACUAAAAUUUAAAAAUAAAAUCGUAGGCUCUUGUUAGUAAAGUGUAUAACCACCUUUGCUAUUAAUGAAACCUCGACAUCGAUUUGGUAUAGUUCGUAUCAAAUUGUCAAUAUGAUCUUGCUCCAUUUGUUGCCAUUGCUCUUGCAUACAGUUUAGUAGAUCUUCCCUUGUCUGGAACAGUAAUUAUUGGUGUUGUACACGUCUUUUUUACAUAUCACAAACGUGCUCGAUGGGAUUCAAGUCAGGGAAUUGAGCAGGUGAGAGCAAUACUCGAAGAUUGUUCUGCUCCAAAAAAUUGAUCACGAUUUUUGCAAUAUGCAGAGGUGCAUUGUCGUGCAUCAGCACAGAAUUUUCUUCGAAUUGUGUAGCAUAUGGACGAACAAUAAGUUCAAGAGUAUGAUCUCGACAUUUAUUUGCUGUUAAAAAACCUUCAAUAUGAACGAUAUCAGUUCGAAAACUAUUGAAACUCCAGCCCAAACCAUCAAAGUUACUCCUUGAUAUCUGUCAACUUCUUGAAGUGUUUGCAAGCGAAAUGCUUUGCUAGGUGUUCGCCACUAGGGAUGGCGGUUUUUGACAAAACACCGGUUUUCGGUUAUACCGGUUUUUUAUACUUACGGUUUAACCUGGAUGUUAUAACCGUCCAAAAAAACCGGUUGUUUCAAAAACCUGUUUUCGAUUUUUAUAAUCAAUAGCCAAUAUAGUCUGUUCGCUAAACUCAGACGCAAAUUUCUAGAUAUUUUAGUCGGUAAUUUUGCCAAUUUUAGUAAAAUUGGCAAAAAAUAAUUACUAAAUAGUUAAUAAUCACUAAAUAGUUAGUAAUUUUGCCAGUUUUUGCAAAAUUGGCAAAAAACAAAAAAAUUAUCGACUAAAAUAUCUAGCCAGUUGCGUCUGAGUUUAGCGAACCGACUAUACCCAUUAGGUUACAAUGUUACAUUUACAAUGUUACACUUUAGUUUGCGAUAUUCGAUUCAAAUCGAUAUAAAUAUUAAUCAUAUCGAUACUAUCGAAAGAAUAUCUCCAUAUUAAGAUAAUAUAAUCAAUCGAUAUAUAAACGGCGUUGGGAUCGUACCCAAUUGGGAUCGUACCCAAUUGGGAUCGCAAAAAAGAAUCGGUCAUCAGUCUCGUCAAAUCGGUUUCGGUUUCGGUUUGCUUAAAAUUUUUUCAUCGCGCGCUAGGGGUUGAAAAAUUUCCCUAUUUUUUCAUUAUUUAUUAUUUUUUCCAGAGGUAGUAACUUAUCCGAUUUUUCACCGGUUAUUACUAUAAAAAGAAAAAACCGGUUAUAACCGUGACAAAAAAACGACCGGAAAAACCGAUUAUUUCAGAGUAAAAAAACCGGUUUCGGUUAUAACCGGUAGGUUUUUCCCAUCCCUAUUCGCCACACCCUCGAUCUUCGUGAAUCGAGUCGUAAACCAUUCAUCGGUGCAAAUAAUAUUUUUCAUUCUCGUUCUUGCCAGAUUUGUUCUUCGGGUCAUUCUAAUCUCCUUGUUCGAUUCCCACGGGAUAAUACUGGAACUCUAAUGGGACAUCUAGCGUGAAGAUUACCCUCAUGCAACCUAUUCCUGAGAGUUUGAGCAGAGACAUUAAUGGAAUUAAUGUGGUGAAGCUUACCUCUUAGCUGGCUAGCAGUAACAUUGCAGUUCCUUAAUGCCUGAAGGCGAACAAACCUGUCCUGUACUGGUCAUGUUGCUCUUGUUAAACAAGUGUGUCUUACCUUACAUCACCAGUUUCUUGAAAACGCUUCCAUAACCAUCCUACCGUAUUUUUGGCAGAAUGCACAGCUUCUGCCACGUCGCGAAUGUUCAUACCACACUGUAUCAUACCAAUAGCUCGUAGCUGUGUUUCACGAUCAAGAUGAUUUCUUUACAUAUUAACUUAGUUAAAACUACAAUUGCAACAAAUUCUAACUACACUUGCGGUAAAAAUUGUCUUGAAUGCACUUUUAAGUUGAAUAGAUAACCUUCAAAAUUUACCUUUGUUCCGUUGGUGGUGUGUGUUGACGGAAACAAUUAACUUAAAUUAAAAUAAGUGUAAGACAACGAACAGUAAUAUAUUUAUUUAUUUUUGGUUAAAAAAGGCGUGCUUAUAUCUCGUAAGAGGGUUUGUUAUUGUUUGGGGCCAGCGAGGGUUGUAUGACCGACCGAUGCCUGCUAGGGUUGUGUAACGACUGAGACCACAACACUAUUAUGUCAUCGUGUCUGCGGUUCUACCAUGUGGCCAGAAAAGGCGAUAAAUUACUAAAUCUGGCGUUUUAAAAGCUGAGAGAACCUUUCUGUAGUUUUUAAGAAGUUGACAUAAAGAGCGUGGCCAAUCUGGCAAUUUGUGUUUCCCCGAAAAGUCAUUAAUUUUAUACAAUCUGGUUUUGUAUUUAGGAGCGAAACGCAUGUGAAUUUUAAAUGGCCCAUAUUAUUUUCGUUUAGAAAAGAAAGUUAAUAUUUAAAAUUAGCAAUUAAAAAAAUAAUAAAUGAAGCGUGCGCUAUACCUUUUUUUAAGAUACCAUUAUUUUACCAACAAAAAUACAAACCGGUAUAGUAAGAUAUAUAGAGAGUCUAUUCUGGCAAUAUCUAAUGAAUAAAACAUUGUUCAUUCUUCUAUGGAAUCAAAAGCUUUAUUAAAGUCAACAAAGGCUCACCUGGGGUGGAAUUUUAUUUUCAAAAUAUAAAAUUCUUUUUACUAGUACAGAGGAAAAACACUUAAGACAGAUAAAAAUCAUUAAAAUUACAUUUUCACGUGUAUUUGCGUUAAGCCGGAUUUAUCUUAGGGCGGGGACGUUGACGACACGGCUGUCUUACGGGGCACAUUGAAGAAUCGCCUGAUAUGAAAAGCAUUGACUAGUUUAUCGUACAACGGAACGGGGGACGUGCGCCAUCUAUUGUUGGCUUUAGGAUGGAUGCUUAAUAUGAUCACUUCAGUGAUUUGUCUGUUUGGUAGCAAAAAAUAAUGUAAACUAAGUCAUAGUAAUUAACUACUACCAGUGAACUAUGAGUGAAUUUCAGAGAUGCCCCUCGUUGUGCUUCUUGUGCAUUGUGAUAUAUUUAUCUCAUAAUUACGAAAUUAUUUACUAUAUCGUGUGUAAUAGAUGCUAUAUUUCUCAUAGUGAUUAUAUCAAAACUUUAAAAUUGUGGUUGAAAUUAAAAUUAUUUUUCCUUAAA
Messenger RNA from Diabrotica virgifera virgifera (western corn rootworm), 11515 nucleotides. RefSeq names its product F-box only protein 25. NCBI's taxonomy places the organism in Eukaryota, Metazoa, Arthropoda, Insecta, Coleoptera, Chrysomelidae. Bases 93 to 1118 code for a protein of 341 amino acids. The record is from RefSeq and is a predicted model, not a curated record. Gene Ontology annotation, cellular component: cytoplasm; nucleus; SCF ubiquitin ligase complex. Gene Ontology annotation, molecular function: protein binding. Gene Ontology annotation, biological process: protein ubiquitination. The transcript has 6 exons.